Molecule: messenger RNA, 3213 nt
Organism: Cordyceps fumosorosea ARSEF 2679
Lineage: Eukaryota; Fungi; Ascomycota; Sordariomycetes; Hypocreales; Cordycipitaceae
Product: Rab-GAP/TBC domain protein
Exons: 1
Coding region: 1-3213 (1070 amino acids)
Source: RefSeq, a predicted model, not a curated record
AUGGCCGCCAUCACGACGGACCACCAACAGCCUCCGCUGCCUCCCCUCGGCCUUGAGCGUUCCCUCUCCCAGCACAGCUGCUCGUCCGCCCGCUCUCACCGCAGCACCCUGCGCUCUGGCAGGACGCGCCGUCUCCAUUCCCAGGCCAGCACCAGCAGCCGCUCUUCCUCCAGCAUCGCCGCCAGCGACAAGUCUCUCACCAGCUUCCCUAGUUUUGGCGCUCCAGAAGGCUCUGCCGCCGGCAUACCCAGCAAUGACGACGCCGACGAGCGCCUAAAGACGGCCACGCAAGAGUCAGAGAACCGCCGAUUUCGUGCCACCCUCCCCGCCCGGCCCUCCAUCGUCGACAGCUUAAUCGACACCGAGGCCUCCAACCCCGUCGCUGCCACCUCCUCACCCUUCCGUGGGGCCCUCUUCGAAGAUGGCGUCCUCACCCGCUCCGUCCCCGGCGCCCUCCACCAGGCUCCCGACGGCCACAUCGAACGUCUCGUCGCCCGUCAAGGCGCCGUCUCCCUCGUCAGGCAGCUCGCCCAAGACCUGGCCCAGCGCGAUACCCAGAUGGCCAGCCUCCGCCGCCGCGCCGACGAACGAGAACGAGCACUGCGACGCAUCAUUCGCGAGUGCGGUCUCUCUACCAUGGAGCUCGAGGCCAGGCUGCGCGUCGUCGAGGCCGAGAUGCGGACAAACGGCUUGUGCGGAAACGGCUCUAGUCACGAUGGUGGCUUGACAGACCUGAUGAGCGACGCCAUGCAAGACACGGUGUCGGAGAAUGUGUAUGGCGAGACUGAUUUGUCAAACUCGACCGUGCGACUCGGAUCGGCGACCGUGUCCCCCGCCACUGGCGCUGCGGGCAAGAGCACUCUUCGUGGGUUGAAAGACAUGAUCUGGGGCUCAGGCACAGCAAAAAGGUCGAGUCGCGGCAGCAGCGUCAACGGCGACGCUGCCGCCGCUCUACGGUCACAUUCGAGCCUUGAAAGGCGGCCCGCCAUCCAAGACGAUCUCUUCGAUCCUCCCGACGCCCGUUCUGUCCGAUCUUCUAGCAGAGCAUCUAGCAUAUACUCGGGCGCCAGCGAAAGCCGUAAAGUGCCAGCCUCUCUGGCCAGUCUUGCCCUCAAGCUGGUGGCUGGUGGCACGCAGACGGAAUCUAGGGGACGCGCUGUCAGUACCACGGGCACCGCCUCGGCGCGUGGAGCCUCGGCGGCCAGCCGCAAGGGAGCACCAUCAGGGAGAUCUGCCUCCGUGACUGGACCGAAAGCGCUCAUGGCUAUGAGGCGCGCGACGCCAGGCCCGACGUCCCAGCCCUCCAGCUCUCGGGCGCAAGCACAGGAACUCUGGGGCGGUAUGGCCGGUAGCCCACCGAAAUCAGCUGCUGCUCGCCAGGAAAGCUACGGUCCCGUGGAAAUGGAUGCUAUUCUGCCGCCAGAGUCGCAGCCUCCGACUCUAACACAGAUGUACAACUAUUCCGGGAACAGCUCGCACUUGACGGACCGAUUUGGCUUCAUCUACGAUCAGCGCCGGAAGAAGCGACAGCGUGAGGCUCAGCAGACGUCCCAACGAGUUCGCAAAGGCAGCCGCGCGGAAAUGCUCCUCAAUGGCCGGUCAAGCAUCUCGCCCAAUCUGCUUGAUGACCUUCCGAGCCCCAAGUGGAGCGAGAGUGACGGCCGACCCGGCACACCCGGCAGUAUGGAAGACAAGUCGCAGGAAGAAGGGAAGCCAAAGCGAUGGCAGGAUUACCUGAGCAUUGCCACGUUUCCUACAGAGCUGCUCAGCCACACACCGAGCAUUAGCGCCUCCGCGCUGGAAGUCCUCGAAGCCGCAGAGAUGAGCCGAGAGUCGGAGCAGCAGGCCAACGAGCCGACACGGCCGCAAGCAAUCAGGCCUACCGGUGCUGGCCUGGUACCUCCCGCCAGCACAACUACCACUGCUGUCGACAAUGAAACGACACCGUCUUCUGAGCCUGAAUCCGCCGCCUCUGUUGCUGUGCAAGACGACAACGAGCCUGUGAAGCUAUUAUUGCAACAGCUUAGUGAGGUUCACGACUCGCUGCAGCGCGAGAAGACGGUGCGAUGGAACGAUUUUUUGCGCAAAGUUCGUGCUGAGCGCAAACGUGAGGGCGAGGCCGCCAUUGCCGCCGCAAACGCAGUCGCCGAGGCCCGUUAUGAGCGACCUACCAUGAUUCUCCCCGAGACUCGCGUCGCCGAUGGUGAGGUGAUUGGUAUCGCUGGGCUCGGCAUCAAGGGCAAGGUUGGGCGAGCCAAGUGGAACGAAUUCAAGACGCUUGUUCUCGGCGGUAUCCCGGUCGCGUACCGCGCCAAGGUGUGGUCUGAAUGCUCUGGCGCCACGGCACUGAGAGUGCCCGGCUACUAUGAUGACAUUGUUGCGCAGAGCGGUGAGCUGGAUGACCCGACUGUUGUCAGCCAGAUCCAGAUGGACAUCCACCGUACACUGACGGAUAACAUCUUCUUCCGCGAAGGCCCUGGCGUGUCGAAGCUCUCCGAGGUGCUGCUGGCGUAUUCUCGACGAAACAAGGACGUGGGCUACUGCCAGGGGAUGAACCUGAUUACGGCCAACCUUCUGCUCAUCACGCCAUCCGCCGAAGACGCGUUUUGGAUCUUGGCUUCGAUUGUCGAGAACAUCCUCCCGCACGGCUACUACGACCACUCGCUCAUUGCCUCGCGGGCAGACCAGCAAGUGCUUCGACAGUACGUGGCGACGGUGCUGCCGAAGCUCUCUGCUCACCUGGACGCCCUCUCGAUUGAGCUGGAGGCGCUUACGUUUCAAUGGUUCCUGUCCGUCUUCACCGACUGCUUGAGCGCGGAGGCGCUGUUCCGGACAUGGGACGUGGUACUGUGCACGCAGGACGGUAGCACGUUCCUGUUCCAGGUUGCGCUGGCACUGCUCAAGCUCAACGAGCGCAACCUGCUGCGGCGCGACACGGCUGCAGGCGUCUACACGUACAUCAACCAUCACAUGACGGAGCACGCAACCAGCAUCGACGGCCUGCUGCAGGCGAGCGAGGCGCUGCGGCGUGUCGUCCGCCGCGACGACGUCGAGGAAAGGCGCGCCAAGGCCAUACAGGCCGAGCGCGAUCUCAUUGCCCAGCGCACGGGAAGUCAGGGAGGGAGCGCGCGUAGCAGGGUUGCGGGCGACGAGGCUGGUAGUGUGAACUCGGGGGCGUCGCUGACGAUGGAAGAGCCUCGACCGAUGGAGUGA